ACCGCGCGUCACUGCCCGAGCAGCACGUGUUAUACAGGCGGCCAGGAUGAUGGCUGCACCGGAUCCUUCAAUCCAGCUCGCCCAGAAACUGGCCGGUAAUGACAAGAAGACCCGGGACCGGGCGAUGCGGAAGCUGCGGCGCUACCUGCGGGCCAGGAGCGACGGCUUCACGGAGGAAGAGUUCUGUAAGAUUUGGAAGGGUCUCUUCUACUGCAUGUGGAUGCAGGACAAGCCGCUGCUGCAGGAGGAGUUGGCGCGGAACAUGUCUCAGCUGAUACACUCUCUGCAGACCAAGCAGUCACAGCAGCUCUUCUUGCGCACGUUCUGGCAGACCCUGAACCGGGAAUGGAACGGGAUCGACCGGCUGCGUCUGGAUAAGUUCUACACGUUGUCCCGUUUUGUUCUGCGUCAGUCUGUUGAGUUACUGAAGAAAGCUUCCUGGGAUGUGAGUCUCGUUGGUGAAUUCCUGGCCAUGCUGACGGAGGAGGUGCUGCACGGAGCGGCGCGAGGAGUACAGCUCCACCUCAUAGACAUUUACCUGGAUGAGCUGGCGGCGGUGGGAGCGGCGGAGCUCCCGGCCGACCUGAACCUUAAGCUGAUUGAACCAUUCAACAGGAUCGCUUCCAAGACCAAGGAUCCUCUCCUCCUGCAGUCGGUUCUCAGCGGGAUUUUUCAGUCCGUUCUGGAUCAGGCCCCCUUUGCGAUUGAGGAUUUAAUGAGGGAGAUUAAAGAGACAUCAGAUGCCGCAGACACGGGAGAUGCUGCGGAGGAGUCGGGAUCCACUUUACAAGAUGACGAUAUUGGACCCGUAUUACAGUUUGAUUACGAGGCUGUGGCUGACAGACUCUUCGCUUUGGCGAGCCGAAAGCACACCCCGGCUCACAAUCGCAAGCGGCUGUACCGGCUGGUGAAACAGUUUCGGGAUCUGGCUGAAGGAAAUUUCCCGCAGGACGAUUUCCCUGAAGAAGUUUCCACCGACGAAGAUGACGACGAGUUCAGCAGCUGGAGAUUUCGCCAGAGACAGAAGAAGUUUCUGGAGCACGAGAGCGUGGCUCCGGCACAAGAGGGGAAAGAGCAGCCGAAAAAGAGGAAACGCGUGAAGGAAGGAGCAGGCACCGCCGGCCCCCCGGAGCCACAAGAUGCGAUGGACCCUCCCCCGGUGAAAAAGAAAUGUAAGAAAAACCGAUCGGACGUGAGCGAGACCAGCGCAGAGAAGCCCCCGCAACCGCUGCUGAAUGGGCUCGCCAAGCAGCACCCCGCAGAGAGCGCGGCAGACCUGGCGGACGCAUGUGUGUCGGCCUCCCCCCCGUCCAUCUCUCAGAAACUUCUGAUGAAGCGGAGAAGGCGCGGACUUAUAAGAGUGGGGUUCGGCGUCUUGCCCUCCAGGGUGGGUUUACUGGCCAGGAGGCGGCAAAUUCUCCAGUACCGCGGGCACGGCCGGAGAGCUUCUCUUCCAGUGACCGAGCACCAGGAAAAGGCGAGUUCUCCUGCGUCUGAGCUCCAGAAGAAGACUCCUGAGCCCCAGGUGAACGCAUCUUCUGUUCCAGCAUUCAAACCACGAAAGAAGGCGCCUGAGCCCGCGGUGACGGUAGCCUCUGCUCCACCAACGGCACCCCAAAAGAAGGCAGCUGCUGCUCCGCCGCCUGAAGGCCAGAAGAAGGCAAUUAUUGCCCCAGCAUCUGGAUCCAAGAAUAAAUCGCCUGAACCCCAACAGAAGGCCACUGCUUCGGUGUCUAAACCACAAGGGAAAGCACCUGAGCUCCAGAAGGCCACCCCAUUGGAAUCUGAACCCCUGCAGAAGGCCGCCCCAGCUCCGCAGCCCCAGAAGAAGAAGGCCGCCCCAGCUCCGCAGCCCCAGAAGAAGACCGCCGCCCCAGCUCCGCAGCCCCAGAAGAAGACCGCCGCCCCAGCUCCGCAGCCCCAGAAGAAGACCGCCGCCCCAGCUCCGCAGCCCCAGAAGAAGACCGCCGCCCCAGCUCCGCAGCCCCAGAAGAAGACCGCCGCCCCAGCUCCGCAGCCCCAGAAGAAGACCGCCGCCCCAGCUCCGCAGCCCCAGAAGAAGACUAAUUCUACCCAAGAAGACUUUGUGUCCUUCCUUAAAGCUGAUGCCCCAAAGCCCGCCUUCGUCAAAAAGUUAAAGGGCAAGCAGCAGAUUAACGGCAACUCGAAGAAAGUGACGUUCAGUCUGAACAAGAACAUGACGGCAGAGUUCAAGAGGACAGACCGCAGCCUCCUCGUGAGUCCCACCGGAUCUCAUCGCGUGCCCUUUAAUCCGGAACAAAAGCCACAGCACGGGGUCCUGAAGACCCCCACCCGGAGUCCCCAUCCCAGACCCCGGGCCAAGGACUUUUUCUGAGACUGCAUUGUGCGGCCAACUCGGUGGAGUGGCAUUAACGUGGCCCGUGUCUCGCUGCGUACCUACCAUGGGGGGGGUUUAUCUCACAGAAGCCCCCGUCGGUCCCUGUGUGGGGUCAGGACUUUUUUACUGGGAGCUCAAGCUGCCUCUGUCACCCGCAAUAAAUCUUUGCUCCCUG
Molecule: messenger RNA, 2534 nt
Organism: Spea bombifrons (plains spadefoot toad)
Lineage: Eukaryota; Metazoa; Chordata; Amphibia; Anura; Pelobatidae
Gene: RRP1B
Product: ribosomal RNA processing 1B
Exons: 16
Coding region: 47-2356 (769 amino acids)
Biological process (GO): rRNA processing
Cellular component (GO): preribosome, small subunit precursor; nucleus; preribosome, large subunit precursor
Source: RefSeq, a predicted model, not a curated record